Messenger RNA from Ictalurus punctatus (channel catfish), 4475 nucleotides. It is a transcript of the gene acad11, whose product is annotated as acyl-CoA dehydrogenase family, member 11. Gene Ontology annotation, cellular component: mitochondrion. Gene Ontology annotation, molecular function: oxidoreductase activity, acting on the CH-CH group of donors; flavin adenine dinucleotide binding. Bases 355 to 2667 code for a protein of 770 amino acids. Lineage: Eukaryota; Metazoa; Chordata; Actinopteri; Siluriformes; Ictaluridae. The record is from RefSeq and is a predicted model, not a curated record. The transcript is spliced from 20 exons.
CAAUCAGGACGUUCUACGCGGCGCGAAUUCUGACAGCUCUUCCAAGCCAGCCUUAUGGGAUAGCGCAGUAUCCACCGUGUCCAGUGGAUCCAUACUGCAGACUCCAAGCGGAAACAGUAGUGCAUCCGGGCAUUUCUCGCCUACUGUUUUAUGAAUACUGAGAAUUCGGACAUACUAUUUUGGUGUACUGCUUUUCGCCUACUGUGUAGUAGGGUAAAAGGGAUAUGUCCGAAACCGCUCCCUAUCUCCUACAUAGUGCACAAUAUCGUGUGUCGGCCAUUUUGUAGUGGUGUGCGCAUUCUGAUUGAUUUGGAACGCUCCCCAUGUCGUUUCUAGCUUCACCGCGCAGGAAAUAUGGAUGAUCAGACGACCCCUGUUCGCCAGCAGCAUAUUUUUAACGUAGAGAAACUGCAUCGGUAUUUGACAGGGAGACUUCACAGCGUUUCUGAAAACACAGAAAUUUCUGUGCGGCAAUACAGGUCUGGUCAGUCCAACCCAACAUUUCUCAUCCAAACUCCAAAUAAGAGCUUUGUACUGAGAAAGAAACCUCAUGGAUCUUUGCUUCCUGGUGCUCAUAAGGUGGAUAGGGAGUAUGUUGUACAGAAAGCCCUGCACUCCACUGAUUUUCCUGUUCCUCAGCCUCUGCUUUUCUGCUCAGACACAAAUGUUAUUGGCACAGAGUUUUACAUCAUGGAGCAUGUUCAGGGCCGUAUAUUUCGAGACCCAAGGCUACCAGGCAUCAGUGCAACAGAACGCAGUGCUCUGUAUGUUGCUGCAGUUGAGGUGCUAGCCAGACUUCACUCUGUAAACCUCACCACACUCGGCCUAGUAGGAUAUGGGAAAGGGGCGGGCUAUGCCAAGAGACAGGUGUCCACGUGGACAAAGCAGUAUAGAGCCUCAGCCAACAGAAGCAUUCCAGCUGUAGAUGAGCUUUCUGAUUGGCUGAGCAACAAUUUGCCAUCCACUGAUGACCAAGUGACCCUUGUACAUGGUGAUUUUCGAAUUGACAACCUGAUAUUCCAUCCAUCAGAGGCCCGGGUGCUAGCUGUAUUGGAUUGGGAGUUAUCCACAACUGGGCAACCACUCGCAGACCUGACUUACUUCCUCAUGCCCCAUUACUGCCCCUCCCAUCUCAAUAUGAUAACUGUUCAGGGUGGAGUUACAGGGAUAGAGGGCAUCCCUCCUGCAGAAGACUUGAUCUCCAUUUACUGCCAAUGCUGUGGAAUCUCUCCUUCACUCCCACAUCAGAAUUUCUUUAUUGCCUUGGCCAUGUUUAAAAUGGCCUGCAUUGCACAGGGUAUUUAUGCCAGGUCUUUGCUGGGGAAUGCCAGUGCUCCUAAUGCAGCUCAGUUUGGUGAGAGCGUGGAACCUUUAGUUAAGCUGGCUUUGAAGAUCGCCCACAGCUCCUCAUUGGCUGUACAAGUUCCUGAUAGGUUAUUUCUCCAGUCUGCUAAAGGUUAUGAUGUCCUCCAGCAAGUUAAAGAGUUCAUGCAACAACACAUACUGCCCGCUCAGAAGGAAAUUACAGAGUACUAUUUCAAACACUGCGAUGGCCCUGAGAGAUGGCAAACACCUCCUGUGCUGGAGGAACUAAAGGCAAAAGCUUGUGCUGCUGGGCUGUGGAAUCUGUUUCUGCCUGCAGUGAGUGGACUAUCUCAGCUGGAUUACUCCUACAUUGCUGAGGAAACUGGACGAUGCUUCUACGCUCCUGAGGUCUUCAACUGCCAGGCUCCAGAUUCGGGGAACAUGGAAGUGCUGCAUCUGUUUGGUUCUGAGGAACAGAAAAAGCUCUGGCUAGAGCCCUUACUGCGAGGAGACAUACGAUCCUGCUUUUGCAUGACUGAGCCAGAUAUUGCCUCAAGUGAUGCGACUAACAUGGAGUGUACCAUGUACAAGGAUAAAGACCACUACGUCAUCAAUGGCAAGAAGUGGUGGAGUAGUGGUGCAGGCAACCCUAAGUGCAAGAUCGCCAUAGUCAUGUGCAAGAGCAAGGCUUCUGAUAGUAUGAGCAGACAUGGUCAGCACAGUAUGAUUUUGGUUCCUAUGGACACACCUGGUGUGAGGAAGAUCCGACCUCUUACAGUGUUUGGACAAGAUGAUGCAUGUCAUGGUGGCCAUUUUGAGAUACACUUUGACAAUGUACAUGUUCCUGCAAACAACAUUCUUCUGGGUGAGGGUCGGGGGUUUGAGAUAGCUCAAGGCCGGCUAGGCCCGGGUAGACUGCACCACUGCAUGAGGGCAGUUGGACUGGCAGAGCAGGCACUGGAGCUGCUGUGCCAAAGAUCUGGUAGCAGAAGCACCUUUGGCAAAAAACUGUACCAACAUGAGGUGGUGGCUCAUUGGAUAGCAGAGUGUCGCAUUGCUAUUGAGCAGGUGCGUCUACUAGCUCUUCAUGCAGCUUAUAUACUUGACACACAGGGGAACAAGGCUGCAAGGAAACAGAUUGCAAUGAUAAAGGUAGCAGCUGGCAGGAUGGCUUGUAAGGUGGUGGACUGUGCCAUUCAGGUCCACGGGGGUGCAGGAGUAUCUGAUGACUUCCCCCUUGCACAGAUGUAUACAUAUGCACGAACUCUGCGUCUAGCUGAUGGUCCUGACGAGGUUCAUCUGUCCUCCAUCGCCCUAAUGGAGCUCAGGGAUCAGCUCAAACGAAUUCCCGCUAAACUUUAAACUAACCACUACUGAAAACUUAUGAAAACUUAAUUCACUUUAGUCAAAUUAUAUUACUCAGCAUAAAAUUCAUAAUUCUUUACUAAUAUAAGUAAUUUAUUCAUAUUGGCUUAAAGCAUUGUAAUGAUAAUGCAGAUACAGUGGGCCCCAACAGAAGCAAGAGAAAAUGCUUCUAUUUUACAUUCUUUUCAAAUUAAAUACAAAAAUUUUCAUUACAAAUUUAUAUUAUUGACCACAACGGAGUGUUGUCUGAACAAUAGAAGAGAUUAGGUGUGAAGAAAAUCUGACCAUUUGUGCAACGAAGUAAACAUGAUCAAUAUCCCAAACUUGCUUACAUUUAAAUAGGGCCCUAGAAAGAGUACAGACUCUGAAAUAUUAAAUAUUCAAGAUAUUGAAAAUUUACUUUCUUUAUUUUAAAUAUUUGAAAAUUCUAAAAAAGAAAAAAAAAAGUCAAUCAUGUGGCAUUAGCACAAUGCAUAAAAUCAUGCAGAUACAAGUCAAGAGCUUUAAUUAAUGUUCACAUCAAACAUCAGAAUGGGGAAAGAAUGUGAUCUCUGAUACGUUAACCAUUUAAACUGGACAGUUGAAGAUUAGGGAAAAAAAAUAAAUAAAUCACCUGAACUUUUUCCAUUCUUUAACUGACCAGUUUCGCAACUCUGUGAUAGCCUCACAUUCUUGCUCUUGGCUGACAGAAGUGGAACACGGUGUGGUCUUCUGCUGUUGUGUUGUUCUGUUGUGUUUAUAACCACAGUUAUAAAGAGUGAUUAUAUGAGUUACUAUAUCCUUACUGGCAACUCAAACUAAUCUGGCCAUUUUCCUCUGAUCUCUCUUAUCAGCAAGGCAUUUCCACAGACACUGUUGCUCACGCAAUGCUUUCACCAUUCUGUGAAAACUCUAAAGACAGUUGUGUGUGAAAUUCCUUGGAGAUCAGUAGUUUCUGACCUACUGAAGCUAGCCCAUCUGGCACCAACAACCAUGCCAUGAUCAAAGUCACAGAGGUCACACUUUCUUCAUUCCGAUGUUUUUUAUGUAAGCAUUAACUGAAGCUCUGGACCUGUAUCUGCAUGAUUUAUUUUAUUUUAUUUUUUUGCAUUGCGCAGCGACCACCUGAUUGUCUGAUCAGAUAACUGCAUGAAUGUGCAGAUGUUCCUAUUAAAGUGGAUAGUGAGUGUGUGUGUGUGUGUGUGUGUGUGUGUGUGUGUGUGUGUGUGUGUGUGUGAGUGUGUGUGUAUAUAGACCAAUCAGCCAUAACAUUAAAACCAAUUGCCUAAUAUUGUGUAGGUCCCCCUUGUGCCCCCAAAACAGUUCUGACCUGUCAAAGCAUGGACUCCACAAGACCUCUGAAGGUGUGCUGUGGUAUCUGGCCCCAAGAUGUUAACAGCAGAUCCUUUAAGUCUUAUAGGUUGCUAGUUGGUGCCUCUAUGGAUCGAACUUGUUUGUCCAGCACAUCCCACAGAUGCUCUAUCAGAUUGAGAUUUGGGGAAUUUGGUGGCCAAAUCAACACCUUGAAAUCAGUUGUUUGAUAUCCAUGAGAGCAGAGUUUUUUUGUGAUUAUAACCUUUUGAUCCUUUGUUGAAAAACAAUCAAUGCAUCAUUUUACAUUUACCAAUACUAGAAUAGCCUAAUGAAAAGCCUACAGUGUUGAUCAAUACAACCAAUAUAAAUAUUACAGUAUAAAAUCUUGUGAUAAUAAACAGAUUCCGCAACUGUGCAAAUGUGAUGUGCUUAUAGAAAUAAAUAUGUAACCGGUCCUUUUCAGAUCACUGAUGACUCAAAAACUGUGAAUAAAAAUAAAAAUAAUAAUUGAA